Aspergillus ibericus CBS 121593 is the source of this 1953-nucleotide messenger RNA. RefSeq names its product putative GPI anchor biosynthesis protein Gwt1 (gene gwt1). Gene Ontology annotation, cellular component: endoplasmic reticulum; membrane. Gene Ontology annotation, biological process: protein localization to plasma membrane; GPI anchor biosynthetic process. The record is from RefSeq and is a predicted model, not a curated record. Lineage: Eukaryota; Fungi; Ascomycota; Eurotiomycetes; Eurotiales; Aspergillaceae. The transcript is spliced from 2 exons. Gene Ontology annotation, molecular function: glucosaminyl-phosphatidylinositol O-acyltransferase activity. The coding region runs from base 241 to 1731 and encodes 496 amino acids.
UGUUUGUUUGCUGGCUGUCUCCUUCAGCGUCAUCGCUGUUGUUGCUGUUGCUGCUGCUGCUGCCCAAUUCCUUGCGCCGGCCACGUCGCAACAUCUGCAGAAUUACCUACUUAUUUACUUACUGAUGCAAGAUUAACUUCAAUCGAUCUGCAACGUCGUACCCAUCUUCUUCCCACUUCCCCCUCCUCCCUCUCCUUCUUUCUCUCUCGCUCAAUUGGACCCGAGCUCGGAAGUGUCAGCAUGGACCCAGACUACAAGGCGCGAAAAGAGGCAUUCGUGUCCAAUCUGGCAGGAGGAGACAUCCUUGAAAUCAAUGCUGUGACGCUGGUCGCACCGGCUACUGUCCUACUCUGGUCUGCGCUACAAUCACGUCUCUCCUUCUUUACUCCUUACAGUUCAGCAGCGCUGGUGACCGACUUUCUCCUCAAUGUCCUGGCCAUCCUAUUUGCCACGACCGUGUACUCCUCUGCGCCAUGGACGCUCAACGCCCUCUUGAUCGCCCCUGCCCUCCUGCUCCUCCUGAAUUCGAGACCUCCCCGAAGCCAACAGAAAGCCAAGCCCCCACCGAGAUCAACCUCGACCGACAAGGACACAUCGGACAUGUCCGAGUCUCUGCCCAUCCACCCGUUCCUUACAACGUAUCGUGCAGCCAUGAUGAUCAUUACCUGUAUUGCCAUCCUGGCGGUGGACUUCCCGGAAUUCCCACGACGGUUCGCUAAGGUGGAAAACUGGGGCACGUCACUCAUGGACCUGGGGGUUGGCUCUUUUGUGUUUUCUGGCGGGGUAGUGUCUGCUCGUUCAGUGCUCAAGGGUCGGAAGAACGGGGCCAAGAAGACUUCCACUUGGCAACGGUUGACAGGGUCCACGCGGCACUCGGUCCCGCUGCUGGUAUUGGGAUUGAUCAGGCUAUACAGUGUGAAGGGACUUGACUAUGCGGAGCAUGUGACGGAAUAUGGCGUGCACUGGAACUUCUUCUUCACCUUGGGUCUGCUGCCUCCCUUUGUGGAGCUUUUUGAUGCCCUGGCUGCUAUCAUUCCAUCCUAUGAGGUGCUUUCCUUGGGUGUGGCUGUAUUGUAUCAGGUCGCUCUCGAAUCGACCGAUUUGAAAGGCUACAUCCUCGUUUCGCCUCGCGGACCGGACUUGCUAUCCAAAAACCGGGAAGGAGUCUUCUCUUUCCUGGGAUACUUUGCGAUUUUUCUGGCCGGUCGUGCCGCUGGAAUUCGGAUCAUUCCUCGCGGCACAGGCCCUUCGAGGUCCCCUCAACAGGCUAGGAAGCGCGUGCUUGUGACCCUGUGCAUUCAAGCCCUCUCGUGGACCGCGCUGUUCCUUCUGAACUCCACCUAUGCGAUGGGUUACGGCGCCAACAUUCCGGUAUCGCGCCGCCUCGCUAAUAUGCCCUAUGUACUCUGGGUAUCUGCCUUUAACAACGCCCAGCUGUUUCUGUUUUGUCUCCUAGAGACGGUCUUCUUCCCAUCCGUGCAUCGGGCAUCGGGGAAGGAUGGUGAGGCUGAGCGAGUCUCGUUUGCAACGAGCCGUGUCCUCAAGGCCUUCAACAAGGGCGGACUGGCUAUCUUCCUGGUGGCCAAUCUACUCACUGGGGCUGUGAAUUUGAGCGUCCCGACCCUUGACGUCAGUACUGCACAGGCCAUGGCCAUCCUGAUCGGAUAUGCCGCGCUUCUCACGGGCAUUGCGCUGGGACUGGACCGGGCGAACAUCAAGUUGGCAUUAUGAGGUUUGAAUGGGGUGAAGCACGACCCCCUCAAAAGUAACAAUUGUACCAAUAGUCCGACAGCCUACUUUUCGUUGUCGUUGUUGUUCUUCGUUGGCGAGUGUAGCUUCCGUAGUAUAGAUAGUAGAUAGAGAGAUGGCUUGUGACGGCGGGCUUGGCACCAGCUGAACCGCGGCUGGAACGAGAGCUCUGGCGGGGAGCACCGCAGCUGCCCAGCUUCCCCU